CCGAGGGGGCGAGAGCCACACUAUGAGGAGGGAGAGGAGAGGAAACAUAGCAUUGCGAGGCACAAAGUUAGGUGGAACAGCUUUAGAUCCAUCAACCAUCACCUGUCUGACAACGAAUAAUAAAGAUUUGAGGAUAUCUAUUUUUUCUAUAGACAAAAACUGGACCAACUAUAGGCCUCUGUGGAUUUUUGAAUGGAAACUGAAUCGGACAUUCAGACACAUUAAAUGGAGGAAGAUGUUAUUUGCAACUACCGGAAUUGGAUUGAAUAAGCCAAGUGGAAUCAAAAUAAUAGUUCCUCUCCCUCUGACAUUUAUAUAAACCCAGCUAACCUCCACACCACCACCAUUUCAGAAGUCUCAACUAAAAAGUAUGGAUUUCUCUAGCUCCCUGCCUCCCUCACGUUCUCCAUUAUACACCUCCCCCUUCAUCCCCAACUCCUCCUUCCCCUCCGCCUCUCCAUACAUCUCUCCUUCCCCCAGCCUGGCCUCAACCGCUCUCUUCUGCUCCCUCCUGUCCCUCCUGGCUCUCCUGGGCAUUGGGGGGAACCUCUACACCAUGGGUCUCCUCAUCAGACGCAGGAGAGGCAGGAGGAGGCGAGGGUGUUCUAGCUGCUGUUUAGGAGGGAGAGGAGUACCGUUACCAUCCUGCCUCUCCUCCUCUCCCCCCUCCCUCUCCCCUUCCUCCUCUCCCACCUCUUCUUCCUCCACCUCCCUCCAUCUCCAGGUGCUGAGUCUAGCUCUGGCGGACCUCCUCUACCUCUUCACGGCUCCCUUCAUCGUGUACGACAGCCUGGCAGCUGACUGGGCGUUUGGGGAGCUGGGCUGUCGCCUCCUCUUCAGCCUGGACCUGAUCACCCUGCACGCCUCCAUCUACACCCUCACCGCCAUGAGUCUGGACCGCUAUCGGGCUGUGGCCAACCCCCUGGCCACCUCGUCCUCCCCCUCCUCUGGGUUGCUCCGUGUGGCCCUGGCCUGGGGCCUGGCGGUGGCCCUCAGCCUGCCCAUGAUGAUCACCCUCCACCUGGAGGACGGAGACGACGGACAGCUGUGUGUCCCUGCCUGGGACGAGCAGAGCUCCAAAGUGUAUAUGAGCGUGCUGUUCUGUACCAGUAUGAUAGGGCCGGGGCUGGCCAUCGGGGCGCUGUAUGCUACUCUGGGCCGUCUCUACUGGGUGUCCCAGACCCAGCCCUGGGCCAGUGGUAGUGGGGGUAGCACGUCCUACCCUCCGCGGGCCCCAAGGCCCAAGGUCCUGCUCCUCAUCCUGGGGAUAGUUCUGGCCUUCUGGGCCUGUUUCUUGCCCUUCUGGGUGUGGCAGCUGCUGCCGCUAUACCGGCCCGACAUGCUGCGGACAGUACCGGUGGGUACCCAGGUGACGGUGAACCGGAUCCUAACGGGGCUGACGUACGGGAACUCUUGCGUGAACCCAUUCUUCUACACGCUGCUCACAGGGGGGAAACGACGGAGGAACAGGCAGACACCGACGUCAGCGAAUCAGCUCUGCCGCAAGAGCAGUCCGCAGUAGUGUUCGUGACAGCACAGACAGUCCGGUAUAAUAGACUGCUCUGGGGGCUGGUGGGGGGCUGCUUACAAACUGUCCGAUUCAAACACCCCCGUCUCCCCCUGAAAUAUCAAAGGGCAUUUCACUGUGUAAUUGUUACUUCAUAAGGACUAUAUUAAAGACAGCACUUUGUAUGCACGGAUGUGACUGGACCAUACUUCCUAUUUGGAGAUUAAAAAUGUGACGGGCUGAGCGAAAAUACCAAAGCUUCAAAACUUGAGAAAUAUCUCAUUGAUUGUAUGAAUUCACAAAAAUACAUGGAGUAUGACAACAGGGAAGCAGCGUUUGUGUGUUCUGUUAUCAUUUAGGGGGCUUUAGUGAGGACCUCGUGUCACGGACCCUUAACGUUUGAUAUGCACGCCUAAAGUCAGACCUUUUUUAUUAGCAAUACCUGCAUGUUGGGUUUGGACUUUUAUUUUGUAACGAACUCUGCAAUGCUUUGCAUGGUGACGAUGACGCCUGUAUUUAUAUCCAGUUUGGUGUGUAUAAUAUGAUAUAAUAUAUCAAAUAAAA
This is a messenger RNA of Oncorhynchus mykiss (rainbow trout), 2071 nucleotides long. RefSeq names its product urotensin-2 receptor. Gene Ontology annotation, biological process: neuropeptide signaling pathway; regulation of blood pressure; blood vessel diameter maintenance. The record is from RefSeq and is a predicted model, not a curated record. Gene Ontology annotation, cellular component: plasma membrane. Lineage: Eukaryota; Metazoa; Chordata; Actinopteri; Salmoniformes; Salmonidae. Gene Ontology annotation, molecular function: urotensin II receptor activity.